Messenger RNA from Spirometra erinaceieuropaei, 855 nucleotides. The record is from the annotation of a GenBank genome assembly. Lineage: Eukaryota; Metazoa; Platyhelminthes; Cestoda; Diphyllobothriidea; Diphyllobothriidae.
AUGGGUCUAUUCGGCCACAUACGCAUCCACGAGAGCGGAAUUGACCGCAGCCUUGACACACCCACCCCACCGAGCCCCACUCCCAAUCCACCACCUUGUGCACCCACUAACCACUCCCCAGGCGACAUCGACGCCACCGACUUUACCACCCCCCACUCCUCCCCUUCCUCCUCCUCUUCCUUCAUCACUGCCACAACGACGGCCGCUUCGGCGUCUGUCGCCCACGACCUCACCACAGCAGAACCUGUCACAACAACAGGCACAACCCCUGCAACCUCCAUCAUCAGACGUGAGGGCCAGGACUACAUCUGCCCUCACUGCGAUCGCACCUUCACUUCACGCAUCGGCCUGGUCGGUCACUUGCGAAUCCAUCGCACAGAGACUGGCGAACCAGUGCCUGGAGCACCAACCUACACUCACCGCACUCGCCUCCACUGCCCACACUGCCCUCGCACCUUCAGGCAUCGCAUGGGUCUAUUCGGCCACAUGCGCAUCCACGAGAGCGGAAUUGACCACAAUUCCGAUACAGCCACGACAUCCAACAUAUCCACCACGCCCCGACCCAUCCUCGCUCCACCGUCGCACGCGCCGACCACCACCACCAACACCACUGCUUCCUCUACAGCUGACACCGACACCGCCGACCUCUCAUGCCCACAGUGUCCACGCACCUUCACCUCACGCAUCGGCCUGGUCGGUCACUUGCGAAUCCAUCGCACAGAGACUGGCGAACCAGUGCCUGGAGCACCAACCUACACCCACCGCACUCGCCUCCACUGCCCACACUGCCCUCGCACCUUCACGCAUCGCAUGGGUCUAUUCGGCCACAUGCGCAUCCACGACGACCUGCGGUAG